AUGUUAGCCAUCGCGACUAAAACCAUUGAAAAAUACAAUCUCAACUCCAAGCUAAAUAUAUCUGAUCUCAGCAAAUAUACCUUAGAAUUUCUUGAGAACCUUACUGAUGAUAGAAAUAGUGAACAGGUAGGUGUAUUGAUACCUAAUCAGAGAAGUGGAAAAAAUAAAACUAUAAAUUUGGUUAAAGGUAAUUGUAGAAUAGCAAUAACCAAGCCCCCAAAAAGUUUAGAAGAAGAGAUCGUCAGAGAGAAAGCAAAACAAAUCUUGCAAAAUAGAUAUGGGUUUAGUGAAGAUCAAGAAGAAACAAUUGGGGAUAUGGUGCAACAGAUUUUACAGGAUAAACUUAGCAUUAGAGAUGUAAGAGCUGAAGCUUAUGCCUUAGCCCUAUCAGCAAAAAAUGCCAAUGCUGGCUCAUCACGUCUCACUCGUCUUCGUAGAGAAUUAAGGAACCUUAAUGCAUCAUUUGAGAUAAUUGAGGUUACAAAAUUUCCAGAUAUUACAGAAGAUGCCAACAAAAUCCAGA
Molecule: messenger RNA, 523 nt
Organism: Scutellospora calospora
Lineage: Eukaryota; Fungi; Glomeromycota; Glomeromycetes; Diversisporales; Gigasporaceae
Source: the annotation of a GenBank genome assembly